UGGUGGUCUGUGGCCAGUGAAUGUUCAGGAGCAGUGGAGCUGUGUUCGUGUAGCUCUGCUGGCUUUCCCUUCUGGACCUUGCAGGAAAUGAAUUUGUGGAUUUUUUUCCUGUCUGAAGAUGGAGACUGACACAAAGAUGAGAGGAAUCCGAGGAUUGUUUUCCCUCCUUUGAGUGCAUCUGCUGCCCAUUACAACCACUAAGCAAGAUGAAGAUGAAAUGGACCAUGCUGGGCAUGGUUGUCUUCUUUCUGAUCUCUGUGGUGAUGACCUGCUGUUUCAUAUGGCAGUAUAGGAUGCCGAAGCUGAAGACAGAAGUGGUUGUAAAAGAAGUGACAGCAGAGGAGAUGUGCCCUCGCUUCCCUGAGCCUGUGACCCUCAAACAUCCCAUCACAUCACUGAGGGUAGCCUUAGAAAAGAUAGAUGUACUCCUGAAGUCGAGUCUUCACACCACCAAGCUGCCAGCGAUAUCAGCCAUUGUGGUUUUAAAUGACUCUGUUCUUUGGAAUGGAAACUUUGGCAAGAAAAACAUAAGCGACCCCUCCUCAUCCACACCCAAUGAAUACACAGUGUACAGAAUCGCAAGCCUCUCUAAAAUCUUCCCCACACUGAUGCUGUACAAGCUGUGGGAAAACGGCCAGGUAGACUCUCUGGACGACCCUCUGGAGAAGUAUGCAGACAAUUUCACCAUCAAGGACCCACUGGGAAAAAGUAAGGGGGCAUCAUCCUCGUCAGUCAGGACCCUCAGCAGCCACUUUCCAGCACUCAGUCUCCGCAGAAUGGCCAGCCAGCUCUCUGGGUUACCCAGAAGAUUAAGGUCAACUAAUCUCCUUUGGAGUGGAGACACACAGUCAGCCCUGAAAUUGUUACAGGAUGAUGUCCUCGUGGCAGAUCCAGGCACCAGAUGCCACUACAGCAAUGUUGCCUUUUCCUUAUUGGCCAACAUCUUGGCCCAGACGGUGACUGGCACAGACUUUGAGAGCUGGGUAUCAGACAACAUUCUGGAGAGGCUCAGCAUGCAGAACACUGGAUUCAGCUUUACUCCAGCUAUUCAGAGGCAGAUGGCUUUAGGUGUGUACAGCAAUGGCCAGCCUGCUCCACUCUACAACCUCGGCUGGUACCGACCUGCAGGUCAGAUGUAUUCCACAACAGCUGACAUGGCCAAGCUAAUGAUGGCUCUUCUGGGUGUGCAUGGCAAGACCCUGCUCCGCCAGGACACCCUGAAUACCAUGCUGACCCCAGUCUUACGAUGUCAUCACGGCUACUUUGCCAACUCCACCGGCACACCAUGGGAGAUCAAUGAGCAGUUUGGCUAUGAUGUGGUUAGGAAGGACGGCGACCUUGACGGUUAUGCAGCCACCCUCUCCUUAGUACCACGGCUCAGGCUGGGACUGGUAGUCCUAAUGGCUGGGGUUCGGCCUGCAGACCAGGAACUUGUGAGCCAAGCCUACAGCUAUCUAAUCCCUGCAGUGGCGAAUGCUUACAGAGAUGCUCAACAAACUCUCAGACCACCACCCGAUCCAGCUCCAUAUAUCGGCUUUUUCACUUACAGGAAUAUGACUUUCUAUGAAAUUAAGGUGGAUUCAGAUGGAGUACUAGUGAUGCAGCAGUUUGGACCACAGGUCGACACGACUGUGCCGUCCAAUUAUCGAACUAUUCGGCUGGAUUACCUGCAGGACAGGGUGUUCAGGGUAGUAUUUGAGAGCCUGUACCCUUGCAAAUUGAAGUUUAACAGUGCCUCAGUCUCCCUGGAGGCGCAAGACAGACAGCUCUUUAACUUUUAUGUCUUCAGCAAGAAAGGUGUGUCACCAGGGUUUGAUUCCCCAGGCCUCAACACUUACAAAGUGACAAGGAUAGCUGGCAGACCAUACUUUGGUUCAUGAUGUCAGGAAUUCAGUCAAGCACAAGGUACUGUCAUUGUAACGGGGGAGUUGUCAUGAAAAAAGCACACUUUUUUCUCAGUGGUCAGUUUAAUGGGAUGCUCUCUUUCUUCGAUGAAUGUCAUUUAUCUGAAUUUACAUUUCAUUAUAAUUCAUUUCAUACUCCAAUUCAUAAUACCAAUUUUAUCAUUAAAACUUCCAAAUGUCCAAA
This is a messenger RNA of Scophthalmus maximus (turbot), 2088 nucleotides long. RefSeq names its product putative beta-lactamase-like 1. Bases 207 to 1880 code for a protein of 557 amino acids. The record is from RefSeq and is a predicted model, not a curated record. Lineage: Eukaryota; Metazoa; Chordata; Actinopteri; Pleuronectiformes; Scophthalmidae. The transcript has 7 exons.